This is a messenger RNA of Cuscuta epithymum, 1893 nucleotides long. The record is from the annotation of a GenBank genome assembly. NCBI's taxonomy places the organism in Eukaryota, Viridiplantae, Streptophyta, Magnoliopsida, Solanales, Convolvulaceae.
CGUAUACUACCGCCAUCGCCACUCUCCACUGGAGAUCUGAACGCCGUCGGCCUGUCGCCACACGUUGCGCACUGAUCGCUCCUCCCGCCGACUCGCUGCCCAGUUGCCUCGCUGCUCCCUCCUCCUGGCUCCUGCUUCUCCUCCUCCGGACCUCGCUCUGUAGUCGAUAGGUCGACUGAACAAAUUAAAGGAAGGACAAGAGUGGAAGUGGAUGGUUUGGGUAUGUCUUCGGCAAAUACACAGAAGGAAAAAUGGAAGUAAUUUGAAAUUGGAGAUUGGGAAAGUGUGUGAAAAGAUGAGUGAUGGCCAGCAGUUUCAGCUUGGGACUAUUGGCGCACUCAGCUUGUCUGUGGUAUCUUCUGUCUCUAUUGUUAUUUGCAACAAGGCCCUUAUCAGCUCCCUUGGUUUUACAUUUGCUACAACUUUGACAAGUUGGCAUCUUCUAGUUACAUUUUGUUCUCUUCAUGUGGCCCUAUGGAUGAAAUUCUUUGAACACAAGCCGUUUGAUCCCAGAGCUGUGAUGGGGUUCGGAAUGCUGAAUGGGACUUCAAUUGGCCUUCUCAAUCUAAGUUUGGGGUUCAAUUCUGUUGGAUUUUAUCAGAUGACGAAAUUGGCAAUCAUCCCUUGUACGGUUCUUUUGGAGACCUUAUUCUUUAGGAAGAAGUUCAGUAGGAAUGUCCAGGUUGCACUGACUAUCCUUCUCUUUGGUGUUGGAAUUGCAACAGUUACUGAUCUACAGCUCAACAUGCUGGGCUCUAUUCUAUCUAUGCUUGCAAUUAUCACAACCUGCAUUGCACAGAUUAUGACUAAUACCAUACAGAAGAAGUUCAAGGUUUCUUCCACACAGCUUCUAUAUCAAUCUUGCCCUUAUCAAGCAAUUACUCUGAUUGUAACUGGACCAUUUCUGGAUGGGCUUUUGACAAAUAAAAAUGUGUUUGCUUUCAGCUACACUCCAAAAGUGUUGGCAUUCAUUGUUCUAUCUUGCUUAAUAUCAGUUUCUGUGAACUUCAGUACAUUUCUAGUAAUUGGGAAGACAUCUCCAGUGACCUACCAAGUAUUAGGACAUCUGAAAACUUGCCUUGUGUUAGCCUUCGGAUAUGUUCUCCUUCAUGACCCUUUCAGUUGGAGGAACAUUUUAGGAAUAUUUGUUGCCGUGGUUGGAAUGAUUACCUAUUCGUAUUAUGUCACUAUUGAGACCCAACAAAAGGCGAGUGAAGCAUCAGUCCAGGUUUUUCAGGAAAAGGAUGGUGAAUCUGAUCCUCUGAUAAAUGCUGAAAAAGGAGGCAGCAUUUUAGGAGACAACGUUAAAUCGUCGCCGGGGUGGAAUUCAAACAGGGACUUAAAGGCGUAAGAAUAAAGCUUCUUUAAAUGAUUAAUAUUCAUUGGGUUGCCCUUUAUCAGAGAAAGUGUCGUGUAUGGGCAAAGAAAAAAAGGAGUAAAGAAAAAGAAAUUAUAUUUUGCCAUUAUUUAGAGCUAAAGAAUACUUGCUUCCACAGAGCAGUUUUGUUAUCAACACUAGUAAGAUUAAGCAGUAAAGUUUUAGAAAUACACUACUUAUAUGAUAUAUCUAGUGCAGAACGUUAUACAGUUAUAGUUGUCACGGGACAGAAAUAUAAAAUGCCAAAAAUUGUAUAAGGCAAAAAACAGGUUUUGUGUUUAGUCACUUCGCUCACAUGAAUUGAAGUGAACAAGGGUGUGGGCUGUUGGGAUUUGCAUGAUAUUGGGCUUGUAAGGCAAUUGGCUUUUAGCAUGUUGUGUUUGCAGUUUGCCAACAACAGAAUGUAUUGUCUACUGCACUUCUUUAUUAGCUGAAUGUUGCAACUUGCAAUGACUAAAACCACAUGUAUGACUAAAAUCUUGCAUGUUUCUCAAAAUAUGACUUGUGACUUUUUU